AGUUGAAGAUCAGCAAGGCAGUAGCUCUGGAGGACCAGGGUUGAACACCCCUGUCCUAGAUGAUAACAUCUUGGAGGCGGAUGUAACUUAACAGCACAGAGGAGGCGCAUGAAACCUCUGAAUGGAACAGAUUCCUCGCAUUUGCCUCUGAGCCUCAGUUCGACAGUGUGGUGCUAAGAGGAAGACAGCAGUGCAAAUUUAACCUGAGCCCAGGCCUGUGAGCAUGUUCCGGCUGAGGACUGUACAUUUGUGCCUUCGCAGACUGCUUCACCGGGGGACGGUAAACCAAGAUCAAGUUCUGAAGCAACUGCGUGUUUGCUCCGUCGAAGAGCAGGUUUUUGAUGUUGUGGGCAGGAACAAGGCCAAGCUCACAGUGAACCAUGUGAGCCUUGCAGUGGAGAUGCUGUGGCAGUUCCAGAAGGAGAGACCUGAGCUGCUCAGGACUGUGGAGCUCAUUAAGAGCCACCCACAGUUCUUGACUCUCCGAGUUUUGGCUGAAAACAAAAUUGCUGUUAUGGAGGAUUUUAUGUUGGUGGAUAUUCUUUACACUUUCCUCAGGUUAAAUGUGGAUCCACAUGACUCCCUUGUUCAGCAGCUGGUUUCAGAAGCUUGGCUCAGAUUAGAUAAAUUUCCGAUGGCCUCCCUGUCCAAGUUUGCCAUCUGUCUAAAGGAUCAACAUCUUAAACGCAGUCCUCUGAUGGGCCGUAUCGCCAGCAUAGUCGAUCAGAAGUUGUCAUCUAUUGAUGAUGCCAGGGUACUAUCUGUUCUCAUGAUGUGCAUAUCGUUCUUGGUGUCUCCACGACUGCGGGAUGCCCUCAUUAACAAGGCUAGUCAUUUUUUGGACACCAUGGAUCCCUCAGAUUACAACAACGCCCGGAGGGUGGUGCAGUUCCUACACUAUGUCAAGUAUAACUACCAACCUCUGCUGGAGAAAUGCAACCAGAUCCUUUUGCGGAACAUUUCCAAGAUGGAUGCAAAAACUAUCAGGGUCCUCAUUGGUCUGUAUGAGUUCAUGCAGUUUAACCAAUGCACUUUCAGGCUGGCUGCUAAACGAAGACUGAUAGAACUGACUGAUUCAAGCACUGAUCCUAUCUCCUUCACCAAACUGUUUGUUACUCUGGCUCCCAUGGCCAGUCUGGAAACCAGAGAAAGGUUGGAAAACACUGCCCUCCUGUUGGCGGAUGAGCUCAGCGCACUGGAGGCUAUGGAAAUGGCUGAAACACUAGCAGAGAUUCAGAGCAGGAACCUAAGCUUACUGAACAAAAUCGGAUCAGUAAUCCAAAAGAACAUCCAUGUCUACAAACCUAUGGAGCUAUUUAAAAUAACCCAAGCUUUAUAUCUGCUGCAUUAUAAGAACCCUAAACUUAUUACUACGCUGAGGAACAUUUCGAUCAACUUUUUGCAGCGCAGCGUCUUACCCUAUGAGGUGACCAUGCUGACCCGCGUCCUGUCCAUGCUGCCCUGUGCGCGAUUCAAAGACAUUGUGAUGUCACGGGUGGACGCAGUGGCGACGCAGUGUAACCUCGGUGAACUCAGCAUCAUUUCGCUUGCUGUUGCCAAGUGGGUGCGGAACGACCCGUCCUACUGCCACAACACCCUCAAUAAGUACGGCCGCCUGCUGCAGACUCUGAACCGCUGCAGACACAAGAGGCUGCAGAAAGCUGAUAAACUAGAUUUGAUGCUUAAGGAACUCAAGUUCAGUUCAGGGGAUUGGUUUGAAGAAAAGCUGCUCGAGGAGACGAUAGUGACCCUGCAGAGGAUGAUGGACCAAAUAAACUGGACCAAUGUAAAGGAUCUUGCUGUCCUCUUAACUAGGAUGAACCACCUUUGCCCUCCUCUGAUGGACCGAAUUUCCAGUGUGGUCAUCCAAGACAUUGAUAAGAUUCACCACUCGGCAAUAUACCCCACCCUGCGUCCCUUUUCCCUCCUGAACUACGAUUCGCCACAAGCAGACCAGUUGUACAAGGCUUGUAUUCAGCGCUUCACUCCCCACAUAAGUUCCUUUGAGCCAUACAUGCUAGUUAUGCUAGGACACUCCUUGGCCCUGGCUGACUAUUUUCCUGAAGUACUGAUCAAGGAAAUUUUCAGUAUUAACUUCCUUGGGAAGCUGGACUCCCAACUUGAAACUGAACCUGAUGCAAUCAAUAUGUGGGUCAGGAAGCGCCUAAUGGAGCUCAAUCGUGCCGUGUGCCUUGAGUGUCCUGAGUUCCAGGUGCCAUGGUUUCAUGAGCACUACUGCCAGAAGCUGUUAAAGAAAGGUAAUGGCAUGGUCAGUCCUGUGUACCAGCAAAUACACCAAAUGCUUGGUGAGGUUCUUGGUGGAAGUCACUUUGUACGCAUAGGGGCUGUGAGUCCAUAUUUUUACACCAUAGACUUUGAAUGCAAACUGGACAAACACCUUCAGCCACUGCCAUACAGUGAUCAAGCCACACUCCACAUUUCUGACACAAAAAAGCUCUACUGGGAGAGGAAGUCUGUGGAACACAGCAGGGAGGACCUGCCCCCUGGAGCGCAGCGAGUGGCCGUGGACUUCCUUGAUUCAAAGUGCUUCUGCAGACACUCGCAUCACAUGAAAGGUUACACGCUCAUAAGAAAAAGACACCUCGAGAUUCUGGGAUAUCGUGUUGUUCAGGUGGGAAACGUCAAUGAAGCGGACUUCACCAGGCACCACAUCUAUCUAAAUAUGAGAUUGAAUAUAAUUAGUGUUUUUUUUAUUGCAGAUCCCACAUUUUGAAUGGAACUCUAUGGAGCUUUCAACGCAAGAUGCAUUGAAGGAAUAUCUAAAGAAAAAAAUAUUCAGAGAGCUUUCUUCCUGAAGGCCUUGUUUAUUUAAAUAAUGGACCACUUUGCCCUUACAUAAAGUGUUGUUAUAUUCAGUCAUGGAGUCUAAAGGUGAUGUAAAUCUACCUAAUAAGAGAAUGUAAACAUUGUUUUUUAGUUUUUACAUCAAAUAAUAGUUGAGCAUAAAAUACUUCAGAUCAG
Messenger RNA from Betta splendens (Siamese fighting fish), 2982 nucleotides. It is a transcript of the gene fastkd1, whose product is annotated as FAST kinase domains 1. NCBI's taxonomy places the organism in Eukaryota, Metazoa, Chordata, Actinopteri, Anabantiformes, Osphronemidae. Gene Ontology annotation, biological process: regulation of mitochondrial mRNA stability; mitochondrial RNA processing. Bases 224 to 2734 code for a protein of 836 amino acids. Gene Ontology annotation, cellular component: ribonucleoprotein granule; mitochondrial matrix. The record is from RefSeq and is a predicted model, not a curated record. The transcript has 15 exons. Gene Ontology annotation, molecular function: RNA binding.